AUGGACCUUGAGUCUGGCAAUAAAGUUGAUGAUGAUGAUGAUGAUGAUGAUGAUGAUGAUGUUUUCCUUUUUUAUUUGCAUUUCGUUCUGGCAUGGCCUCAGGUCCUGACUAUUACAUGUAGGCGGAUAUAUAAACACUGGAUUUUCUCUUGUUCAGCACCAGGAAGGCUGAAGCCACACACUGACACUGAGAUAGACGAAGAGAAGAUCAUUCUGAAACAGGUUACCAUCAUCCUUAACAACUCCGCCAUGAAGAUGCUGACUGUGUGUGCACUUCUGUGUGCAAUGGUGGCUCUGACUGGAGCUUAUCCAGGCAUUUUGAAGGCAACUCAAAAUCCAAUUCCAACAGACACAGAUACGACUACUACGACUAUUACUACGACUCCAAAUUUGCCUGUAACAGAGGACCCUUUUGGUGGCUGGAGGCCAUAUUGUCCUGACGGUUGGACAAUGUUCAACACUCGUUGUCUCCUCUACGUUCCAAAGAAUAUGACUUGGGCUCAAGCUGAGCAACACUGCAGGUACAUGACUGGAAAUCUUGCAUCUGUAAUCAACACUGAGUACUCUGACCAGAUUCAAAAGGUGUUGCAGAGUGCCGGUCAAAAGUCUAAACAGAUAUGGGUUGGAGGCUAUAAUACACCAGAGCGUUCUUGGUCCUGGACCGAUCCUUAUUUAUUUCACGGAUUUCAUGACUGGUGUAUCCACUCCGAUGUGGAGCCCGAGAACCCCACUGUGGAGUCCAAGAACCACUGUCUACAAAUAACCUUUGAAGAAAAUGCGUCAGGAUGCUUGGACGACAUGCAGUGUGAUGCUGAGCUCCCCUCAGUCUGCAGCAUUAUCAUCAUGUGAAUCCUGGGCUGAAAAAGAGGCAAGAUCCAUCUGUAUCUUACAGCUUUAUUUCUUUUCUCUUGCUUUAAUGCUUCUUAAGGAACGAAGUCAACUGACCCAAAGAGGAGCUGAAUUGUCUCUUAGAGUCUGUUUACACUUGGUUAAAAUGAAGUAAUCCGAGGACAAGUUAACAGCUGAGAUACAUCGCUGUUCACAUCUGUGUCUAUCAUGCAUCUCCAGCUGACCACUUGUGUUCACAUUUCUUUUCUGCCUACAUCACUGCCAAAGGUAUAUAUAUAUAUAUAUAUAUAUAUAUAUAUAUAUAUAUAUAUAUAUAUAUAUAUAUUAACAUAUAUACAUGCACACACACACAUAUAUAUACGUGUAUAUAUCAUGUAUAUAUAUAGCUGUGGCAGUGACGUAGGCAGAAACGAAAUGUGAAUGUAGCUGAUUAGCCUAAGGCAUGGUCUAAAACUCUUUAUACAGAUUUUUCUAGAUGUCAAUGGGAGAAAUGAAUGGGAAAUUUACUUCAGGAUCCCAAGGCCUCUCGUAGGAGGGGCGAAGCAAUUGAGCUCUAUUGUGUUCAAAUUUCGUUUCUGCCUACGUCACUGCUACAGCUAUAUAUAUAUAUAUAUAUAUAUAUAUAUAUAUAUAUAUAUAUAUAUACUGUAUAUAUCGCUGUCAGCUGAAUCAAACACAUCUCCUUCCAAAUGGCAAAACUAUGGACUAUCACCAACAAUUUGUCCAAUUCAUUGUAAAAUGGGCCAGUUAUAGAGGGUUGUCACACUGUCACCGCAACAACAACCUGUCCUGCAUUGAUAACGUAUUUUCCUGUUAAUGCCUUGUCAGGGACACAUCAGGGCGCAUUAGCGUUUACACUACAGAAAAAAUGUGGUCAAAUGCGUCACAGACCACCUCGGCAAGUGGUUUGAGUGAUCGGAUCACAAUGCAUCUUGGUUUAACACUGUCCACUCGUGAUCUGAUCGCCCAAGACACAUUUUAUAAAACACAGCGUAACCAGGAUCUUAUAUCUCAUGACUUUAAAAAAGAGCAGACCGAAUGCUUUUAGCACAACUUUAGUCUGCUUUAGUAACAGACUGGCAAUUACUCAAGUGGAAAUAUGGAAAAUGAUCCUGAAUUCGAUACGAGACAACAAAAAACAUUUGACACCCGAUUUUGAGAGAGUAAACUAUCAUAAAAAGCGAUGAGGCAGCAUUUAUUUGUUAACAGCCAACUACUAAAAACAACAAUUUUUUUUAUCUAUACAGUUUUGAUGAGUUGCCUGUAGAGCAUUUAGCUGUAAUUUGUGUUUUUCUGCAGCCUAAGAGACAUGUAAACACAAAGUUUGAUUCAAUCAGAGAGUUGAUGAUGUGUUUCGGCGGUGUUGGCCUGAGGAGGUGAGGACAAUGGCGGACACAUUUGAAUACAUACCCAGUUCCGGCCAUGGACGGACAGUCAAACUGUGGACUUCUGAACAACACAGACAUUUAAAACGACCCCUCCUUCUUCUUCAGUGACAUUUUGCAGAAGUACACAAGCUCUGAAUUCUAGCUGCUGGAUGAAAACCCGACCUCACUGAACAUUCCCUCACAGUACUAAACCUGAAACAUGAGCUUUUUUUUUUCAAAUAAGAAAAGUUGGGUUCCUUUUGUUGGCUUGAACAGAUGUGGUUAUUAAAUACUACACCUGUGUUUAACUCUGAUUUAUUUUCAGACAGUAAACCUUUGUUUCUUCUCUCAUUGUAGCGUUAUAGAUAAUUGAGAUCAGAUUGUGUUGUUGGACAUGGACAUGGUUUAAAUUGAAAGACUUGUUGGAGAUUCCACAGUAACUCUUUGUAGCUUUAAAGUGAACAAACUUUAAACAAACCGUUUUGGAGACUCAAAUUCCUGUUUCUUUUAAUUCGGAGCGAGGCAGAAGGGGUCAUGUAGAAAAUGUAGUGUGUAUGCGCAAAAUAAUAAACUGUGGUCUCAAAUUAUAAAAUCAUGCUUUUAGGCCAAACAUUAAAUGGUACGGUUUAAUAUUUUUAUAGACAGAAUCUGAAGUAAUUUGUUUUCUGAUGGAUGCAGGUGUCACUGAGAGUCAACACAUUCAGAGUCAACACUGUUCACAUUCAAGCAAGCUUUAUUAAUGCUAUAAUGCAGAUUGAUAACAUGAGAUAUGAGCUCGGCUAUAUACAGCUCUGCAGGUACGUGUGGUUGUCGAGAACAAGUACACACACUGUGUGGAUAUACACUCUAUACAGCAUUCACCAACAAAAAGACACAUUAGUUUGUAAGUCUGAGCAGGAUUUACAUCAGCAUCUCAUUUUGUCUCCAUCUUGUGGUAUUUUUGGUUAAAUUCAGUUUGGGGACAUAAAAUGUAAAAACAAUCUGAAAAACCUGACUUCAUUUCGACUAAAAUAAUCUGGUUCAUUUGUUUUACGACAGAUCUAAUAAUCAGUUUUUGCUUUAACCAGGUUAUAAUUGAAUUGAUUACGUCACGUGCAACUUAAACUUCAUUCUUCUGUAGCGCUCCCCGUUUCGUCCGUUUGUGUUCAUUUUCAAGCUUAUAUGAGUUCAUCUCAGUAGCUGCAAGAAACAAAAGAACAACAAAAUCAAUCACUAAUUGAUCAUUAAACCUACAUUGUGUAAUUGUUUGAGUUGAUUCUUAGCAAAAAAAACUUUGUUCUUUCACAAAUAUGUGCUCAUUCAUGUGUAAUUACUUCCCCCAACUAAUCAAUGUAUUCUCGUAAGCGUUAGAGAAUUUUUGUGUUUUACAAUCAUUCAGAAUACAUACGAGCGAGUCGCUGGAAUGACGGCCGGCAUGUUGUGCCUCCAUCUUUAAAAUACAUCAGCCAAAGAGGGACAUACCUCCGCCUUUUGCCCUUUUACACUCAGUUGCACCAUGACGAAUGCCAGGGGGAGAUUACAGGCAAAGCAUCAAGACUAAAGUUAAUAUUGGAAUAUAGCAGUUAAAACGUGAUCGGAAUGGGAGGGGCUAGAAAGUAAUAUUCAGUUGGUUGUCAUAUACUAUUUCACCGCUAGAUGGGAGGAAUUAUUAAACAAUGUAGCUUUAAAGAUUGGCAGAUGAUGUUAGAUACUAGGUUGAAAAUAUAUUAUCAGUUCUCUCUUUUCUGUCAUAUUGAAAGGAAC
This is a messenger RNA of Perca fluviatilis (European perch), 3959 nucleotides long. Its product is annotated as type-2 ice-structuring protein-like. The transcript has 9 exons. The coding region runs from base 1 to 849 and encodes 282 amino acids. Gene Ontology annotation, molecular function: signaling receptor activity. The record is from RefSeq and is a predicted model, not a curated record. Lineage: Eukaryota; Metazoa; Chordata; Actinopteri; Perciformes; Percidae.